AUGACCUCAAAGCUCGACAAGCUGCCCGACGAGCUGCAGCUCGCCACAGCCAACCAUGUGAAAUACAUCCAGUCGCUGGACACGCGGAAGGACGAGUAUGACUACUGGCUGACCGAGCACCUCCGCCUGAACGGCGUCUACUGGGGCCUCGUCGCUCUCCACCUGCUGGGCCACCCGGACGCCCUCCCGCGCAGUGAGACGAUAGACUUUGUGCUCUCAUGUCAGCAUGACAGUGGAGGCUUCGGCGCCGCCCCAGGCCAUGACGCACACAUGCUCUACACAGUCAGUGCCGUGCAGAUCCUCGCCAUGGUGAACGCGUUCGACGAGCUGGAAACGAGAGGGAAGGGCAAGGCUAAGGUGGGCGAGUUCAUUGCCAACCUCCAGAACCGGGAGACCGGCACCUUCGCCGGCGACGAGUGGGGCGAGGAGGACACGCGCUUCCUCUAUGGCGCCUUCAACGCCCUCUCCCUGCUCGGGCUGCUGCACCUGGUCGACGUGGACAAGGCAGUGGAGCACAUCGCGGCCUGCGCCAACUUCGACGGCGGCUACGGCGUGAGCCCGGGGGCCGAGUCGCACUCGGGCCAGAUCUUCACGUGCGUGGCGGCGCUGGACAUCGCGGGCCGGCUGGACCUCGUCGACGCCGACCGCCUGGGCCGCUGGCUCAGCGAGCGCCAGGUCCCCGGCGGCGGGCUCAACGGCCGCCCGGAGAAGGACGAGGACGUCUGCUACAGCUGGUGGGUCCUGAGCAGCCUGCAGAUCAUCGGCCGCGCCCACUGGAUCGACCGCGGCGCCCUCGUCCGCUUCAUCCUGCGCUGCCAGGACCCCGACGCCGGCGGCAUCGCUGACAGGCCUGGUGACAUGGUCGACGUCUGGCAUACGUGCUUCGGCAUGACCGGGCUGAGUCUGCUUGAGUACCCGGGUACGCAGCCUGUCAACCCCGUUUAUUGCAUGCCAAGGUCGACGAUCGAGAGGGUGCUGGGGAAGUAG
Diaporthe amygdali is the source of this 987-nucleotide messenger RNA. RefSeq names its product prenyltransferase and squalene oxidase. Gene Ontology annotation, molecular function: Rab geranylgeranyltransferase activity. The transcript is spliced from 2 exons. Gene Ontology annotation, biological process: protein geranylgeranylation. NCBI's taxonomy places the organism in Eukaryota, Fungi, Ascomycota, Sordariomycetes, Diaporthales, Diaporthaceae. The record is from RefSeq and is a predicted model, not a curated record. Bases 1 to 987 code for a protein of 328 amino acids. Gene Ontology annotation, cellular component: Rab-protein geranylgeranyltransferase complex.